GGGACUUAAUCCAGGCCGGCUCUACAAAACCCUCUGGAGAAAUGAGUCGCUCCUCAAUGUGUGUCUAACGGUGUGGAACACAAGAUGAUCCGGCUGUGAGGCUGUUUAGACAAAAUUACCGCCGAGGCGAAUCUGAAGACACACUAGCAGGGGACCGUGGCCGCUGCCAUUCCACACUCCUCUGGAGGAACUAAUUUAUCUCGCCGAUCGACACCCUGAUAAAGCCGGCCGCCGGGGACACCAUGAGGCUGCUGACUUUGGGAGCCGUUUGUCUGCUGCUGUGGCAGCGACCUGCCGGGGCGCAGUUCCCCCGGGCCUGCUGCACGGUGGAGGGCAUCCAGACCAAGCAGUGCUGCCCGGCUCUGGGUCCCGAUCCCGGCAACGUCUGCGGAUCCCUGGCGGGGAGGGGGAGCUGCCAGGCGGUGCGGGUGGACAACAAGCCGUGGGGGGGGCCGUACAGGCUGAGGAACGUGGACGACAGGGAGCGAUGGCCGACCAAGUUCUUCAACCAGACCUGCAGAUGCGUGGGGAACUUCGCCGGCUUCGACUGCGGCCAGUGCAAGUUCGGCUGGAGCGGAGCCAACUGCGACCAGAGGAAGGCGCCGGUGGUCCGUAAGAACAUCCACGACCUGAGCCCGCAGGAGCUGCAGGAGUUCCUGGACACGCUGCAGCUGGCCAAAACCACCAUCCACCCCGACUACAUGAUCGCCACCCAGCACUGGCUGGGCCUGCUGGGACCCAACGGGACGGAACCGCAGUUCGCCAACAUCUCCAUCUACGACUUCUUCGUGUGGCAGCAUUACUACUCUGUGAGGGACACGCUGCUGGGUCCUGGUCGUCCAUUCAAAGCCAUAGACUUCUCUCACAAGGGCCCUGCCUUCAUCACCUGGCACCGGUAUCACCUGCUCAGCCUGGAGAGGGAGCUGCAGAGAUUAUCAGGGAACGAGAACUUUGCUGUGCCCUACUGGAACUUUGCAACGGGACAGAAUGAGUGCGACGUGUGCACCGACUCCAUGCUGGGCGGCCGCAACCCGGACAACCCGUCCCUCAUCAGCCCCCGGUCCAGGUUCUCCAACUGGGGCGUGGUGUGCAACAGUCUGGACGACUACAACCGUCUGGUGACGCUGUGCAACGGCACCAACGAGGGCUCCAUCCAGAGGGGUCUGAUGGGCGGAGGGAACAUGACCCUGCCCACCAUGAGCGACGUGAGGGGCUGUCUGGGCAUCAGGGACUUCGACAGCCCUCCGUAUUUCACCAACUCCUCUUUCAGUUUCAGAAACGCACUGGAGGGCUACGAGAAACCCGACGGCGAACUGGACGAGUCGGUCAACAACCUCCACAACCUGGUCCACUCCAUGCUCAACGGAACCAGCGCUCUGUCCCACUCGGCGGCCAACGACCCCAUCUUCCUGGUGCUCCACGCCUUCACCGACGCCAUUUUCGAGGAGUGGAUGAAGAGGUUCGCUCCGACCAACGCCAGCUUUCCAGAUGAGAUGGCGCCCAUCGGUCACAACAGGGACUACAACAUGGUGCCCUUCUUCCCACCCGUGACCAACGAGGAACUCUACGUCUCCUCUGAGGAUCUGGGUUACUCCUACUCCAUCGCCCUGGACGAGGCGGACGGCGCGGCGGUGUUCGUGCUGGGCUCCACCCUCGGGGGAGUCUUCGUGGGCCUCCUGGUGCUGCUGCUCAUCUUCCUGCUCCACGUGCGUCAGAGGAGGAACCGAGGCUUUGAACCUCUGAUAAAGGCCGACUUCACCAGCAGGCGAUACACGGAGGAGGAGGCCUAGGAGGUCCAGCCGCAGCUGCCACCUCCGGUGUUGCACAGCCAACCAAACAUGGUGCUCCGCACAUAUAUUGGAAUGUCUUUUUAAUAAAUAUUUAUUCCCAAGAACAGUAACAAAACACAAGUGCACUGAGAGAACGGUAAGGCAUAUUUGCUUCCCUGCUCCUCCUCAAAACCACCCGCAGUGACGUAUAAAAUGCUGACUCUAUCUGUAGUUUUACUGCAAAAAUAUGACCCAGAAAUCUGCUGUCACAAUAAAGAGUGCUUCUG
This is a messenger RNA of Synchiropus splendidus (mandarinfish), 2056 nucleotides long. It is a transcript of the gene dct, whose product is annotated as dopachrome tautomerase. Gene Ontology annotation, molecular function: dopachrome isomerase activity; oxidoreductase activity. Gene Ontology annotation, biological process: melanin biosynthetic process from tyrosine; developmental pigmentation; ventricular zone neuroblast division. Gene Ontology annotation, cellular component: melanosome. The coding region runs from base 243 to 1790 and encodes 515 amino acids. NCBI's taxonomy places the organism in Eukaryota, Metazoa, Chordata, Actinopteri, Syngnathiformes, Callionymidae. The record is from RefSeq and is a predicted model, not a curated record. The transcript has 8 exons.